Molecule: messenger RNA, 960 nt
Organism: Puccinia graminis f. sp. tritici CRL 75-36-700-3
Lineage: Eukaryota; Fungi; Basidiomycota; Pucciniomycetes; Pucciniales; Pucciniaceae
Exons: 2
Coding region: 1-960 (319 amino acids)
Source: RefSeq, a predicted model, not a curated record
AUGAAAUGGGGCCCAUAUCAUCUACUCUUUGCCUUCUCAACCAUAAUCACCACGCGUGCGAUGGAUGAGUGGUUUCCACAUACAUUAUUAGGACAAUCUUUGGAUACCGGCCUUCCAGGAUUGGAAUCGGAUGACACCAUCGACUUCAAGGCGCUUGAUGAAUACCUGGAUCAAUGCAACAAGGGCGCUCACUUUCCGUCCAGCUCAAGCAUACACGAGUCACAUGAUACAUUCUCGCAGCUUUCUACCGACGUUCAAUCUGGAUCUCCUGACACCAAUCAUAAUUCUAGGGAACCUUGGACAAAUGUAAUUUUUGAAGAUCCUCAAGACUAUUCUGGCCUCCAACAUAACGACAAGGUGAGAAUGGAAGGAGUCGCGCACCAUUCGCCCACAGAGGCAUCAACUCAUUUGAUGCACCCAAACGAGGAAGGCGGAUUCGCAUCCAAUGCAAUGGACUUCCUGAGGUCUAGCCUUCCGGAGGAUCACCCCCCAGAAACUACUGCAAAUGACCCAAAACUACUGACUGGUCAAGCGGGGAGCAUCUUGGAUCCCGGUAGAUUACGAUUUGAUCACGAGGUUUUUGCGGAUGUGAAUACUUGGGGCGAAGAAGGACGUCACCUGGCUGUUUUCAAGCACCUCAUUGACACCAGUCCUUAUGGAGAGUUGAUCAUACCCGAAAGCCAAUUCCGCGUAACUUGUAAGCUAUUCCGAAAGAGCAGAACUCAACCGUUCAAUAAGCGACUGACGGAAAUAGAGUCCAGGAAUAGAAUCAACAUUUUGCGCUCAAAGAGACGGGAACUCAUUUACAAUCAACCUCUAUGGUACGCCCAUUGGAAAGAGCAAACGGGUAUUGAUUUCAUGAGUCUGACGUUACCAGAAAUCUCAUCGGACCAUGAUCAUAAUCCGAUCGCCCCCACUCGCGAAUCGACCGAAUCUCCAAGUCGAAUUGACAAAUGCUAG